UUGAGUAAAAGUGAAGCCGCGGAUGCCAGCACGUAGUGGCCAGCGAAUUUAUUUGGCGGAAUUGAAGCAGUUGAGAAAGUUGAACUUUACAUUAAAUAGUAGUUACUAGCAUACAGGAAGACAAAUAUAAUUAAACGUUACGCCCUUUUGGCUCCGUGGAGCUAAACGUGAUCGUAGUCCCAGAAACUAAAUCCUUAUUUUUGUUUUUCAGACCUUUUGUGUGGUCUUUGGCUGUCUUCCUAUCAUUGCCCUUAUAAUCUGUUAAUUAUUAAAUUUUUAUCAUUCGUUUUCUCGGUCACUCCACCACGGUUUAUCUCCGUUUUGUUUUUAAAUUAAAUACGUUUUGCUACUCGGAUGUUACACGGCUGAAUUAUCAACUGAGGAAAAGUGAGAAGCAGUCCCAAGAGCCUCAGACUUCCAGGGGCCCCCAAACGCACCCCAGCGUGGUUUACAGGAGGAAAUGGACAGGUGUAAAUAAGAAAAUGAACAGUGACUGGAUUCCCCGUGGCCGUAAAACCUUAAUAUAAAACAUCUUAUUUUAAUAUUCUCUGAAUAUCCACCAUUAACAUUUAUCCGUCUUAAAGAGGCUCCAGCUUUGGCAUUUUGUUGAAAGUCUAUUUUUACAGGCUUCAUUAUUUCAGGGUGCAUUUCCCCUAAAUUAAUUACUGUUUAAUCCAAUCUCAGCCAAGCAAACCAAGUAAUAUGUUUGGAUUUAGAUACACAAAUAAACAGGGAGAGAGAGGAACUGAUACUAAAUUUUUGGCUCCCCCUCCUCCCACCAGCCCAAAACAGGUCGGUCUGGUAGCGGCUAAGCCCUUAAACCAAUGAUACAUUGUUCCAGUAUUUAUAGUAACGUUAUUGAUCUCCACGAGGAAUAUUUAGCCCGUGCUUGUAGGUGUGGGAAACAUCAAUGAAGUCUUUCUCAAUAGACUGGGCGGAAAUAGGCCACAUAAACAUUUCCUAUGCUCUCUAAACCGUUCGAGUAGAAAUGUGCUGCUUUGUUUUUGUAGACUUAAUGCUGUCAAGUAGCCGUGACUGAAACGAAUGCAGUUUAAUGAAAGAGCGGCGCAGUGAAUCCUGAAGGUCACAGCGUUCAGCUUCUGUUUUAUGGAAAUGAUGGAGGAUUCCCAUUUUAAUUCAUCGUAUUUCUGGUCUCCUGUUCCCACUGUGCCAGGACAGAUUGAGAAUGCCAUGUUCCUAAACAAGGUGAAAGAGCAACAGGAAAAGUGUGCUUCCUUCUCUUCUUCUUCUGCGUCCCACUACCAGACAGCUCUUCUCACCAUCCCCACCCCUGGGGGCAAGACAGAUGGAGGAGGACAGGCUGGUAGCGUGGCACACCUCCACCCUCCUCACAGCACCCAGAACAUCACAGUGUUGCCUGUCCCCUCCACAGGCAUCAUGACAGCAGCUGGUCUGGUCAUCACGACUCCUCAGGGAACUCUAGUCUCUCCCACCUCCUCUCAGUCAUUUGUCUCUGGUCAUCCAGCAACAACCAUGAUCGUUUCAGCGCUCCAUUCUUCAGACAAAAAAGAAGGGGAUGGGACAUCCCACGUGGUCGUGAUGCCAACACCCUCCAAGAGAGGCAGAAAGAAGAAGACCACAUUGUCAAGGGUCGGUCCUCUGGGUGGACCAGGAAACGAGACACUAAUACUGGCUCAGCUCACGGCCGGGGGCCAGGUGGCGUCUUUGCAGCAUCAUGCUGGAGACCCAUAUGAUCUGUCCAAUGAAGACGAAGACCACGGCCCAAAAGACAGCACUAAAACAUACAGGUGCCGGAUGUGUGCGGCGACCUUCUUCAGUAAGUCUGACAUGCAGAUCCACUCCAAGUCGCACACAGAGGCCAAACCUCACAAGUGUCCUCACUGCGCCAAGUCAUUCGCCAACUCCAGCUACCUGGCCCAGCACAUCCGCAUCCACAGCGGGGCCAAGCCUUACACCUGCUCCUACUGCCAGAAAUCUUUCAGGCAGCUCAGUCACUUACAGCAGCACACACGGAACCACACAGAGUCAAAGCCUCACAAGUGUCCCCACUGUACCAAGUCAUUUGCCAACUCUAGCUACUUGGCCCAACAUAUCCGCAUCCACACUGGAGUGAAACCCUACACCUGCUCCUAUUGCCAAAAGUGCUUCAGACAGCUCAGUCACCUUCAGCAGCACAGCAGGAUUCACACUGGAGACCGACCAUACAAGUGCGCCCACCCAGGCUGUGAGAAAUCCUUCACGCAGCUCUCAAAUUUACAGUCCCAUCGUCGUCAACACAACAAAGACAAGCCCUACAAGUGCACCAACUGCAAUAAAGGAUACAUAGAUGCCGCAAGCCUGGAGGUGCACAUGUCCACCCACACAGUCAAACACGCCAGGAUCUACUCAUGUGGUCUCUGCAACCGUACUUAUACCUCAGUAAGACAAAUGUCCAUUUCUGAAGAGCAUUUCUACAUGAAACAUUAUGAAUCGCCUCACUGGCAUCAGACACCUGGCAGCUACUUUACACCGUGUAGUCAUGUGUCCACUGUUUCCCCUCUACCUAUCCUCCCCUCAUCUCAGGAGACGUAUCUGGUGAAACACAUGGAGAAACACAAUCCAGACCAGUUGACUGCAACAGCAGUUGCGGCAGCACAGCCGGCACAACAGAACCAAAGCCAGGGCCAGGGUCAGGCUGGAGCUCAGAGCCGGGUAGAGAGAGCAGAUGGAGGAUCAACCCGUCCUGGGGGAGCUGGGAGCAGAGCAGAAGGUGGUGGCCAACAGGGACAGAGUAACUACCCUCAGUCAGAAACCAUCUCCUGUCCAUUUGACCUGCAUCAGUACAAGACAGUGUCUCCCGGUGACAUCCAGUACAAGCCAGUCAGUGUGGCUGACAUUACUUCCCACAAGGACCUCUGUCUCACUGUGUCAGCAUCCACCAUUCAAGUGGAACACCUCAACUCUUAGAGGUGAUGACAGGAGGGAGUGUGGGAAGUGGGGCAGUAAGAAUUUAUCCAAGAUAACAGAAAAUGGAAGAUGGAAAGUCGAAGAAUUAAAGCAAUACUAAGAUGAUGAAGAAACGUUGGAACUUGUGACUGUGCCUGAAACCAGUUUUUAGGCAGACUCGAUAAGUGAUAUGAUGAGACAGCAUACGGAAGAUAAUUUUGUUAGUUUUUAUUUUUAAAGUUUGUCUCUUUUUUCCUUCUGCCUUGUUUGAUUUUUUUCCCCUUUUGCUUAAUUGCCCCGUCCGAGUAAAAAAUGCAUGUAAAGGCUGCAAUAAAGUGUUUCAGUCCAUCACAGUGAUGGUUUUAUGAUAGGAAGCAUCUAAACGACAGUGCUUCUCUUUAUUGUUCUCACCUCCUGCUCUUCCCUAAAAAUACAAUUCUGGCCACAGGACUUUAUGGCCUUUCUGUUGAUGAAAUUGGUAGUUUGGUGUGAAGGUAAAUUUUUAUACUUUCAUACAGAGACUUUCAGUUUUUACAUCAGUAUUAUUACCUCCGCUAUGUUGUAACAUACAUGCCUGUGAUCUUUUCAACCUUAAAAGGGACUUAGAGGUUAUUUCCUUUCGGGAAAGAAAAAAAAAUAGCAAUCAAGUAUAUACAGAUAUAUAUACAACCAGUUUAUAAAGUAUGAGUGUGUGUUUAAAGGAUGUGGUCAUCUGCAAAACAUAUUUAGACCUAUUUGCAGGCCUUGACAUGACAUUUGGCGGAAUGAGUCGGUUCAUGUUUCAUGUAAUCCUAUUGUACUGCUUUGUGUGUAUGUCCUUAAAGUAAUGUUAUCCAAAUGUGCUCUUGCUAUUUUACUUCCACUGUAAUGUUUAUAAUACUUUAUAGACAUAUUGACACAUCUGAUCUAAUAUGUGUGUUUUUUCUGCUUAUGAUACAAUAAACCCUCUGAAAUGUU
Messenger RNA from Mugil cephalus (flathead mullet), 3864 nucleotides. It is a transcript of the gene znf384b, whose product is annotated as zinc finger protein 384 b. Gene Ontology annotation, biological process: regulation of transcription by RNA polymerase II. The record is from RefSeq and is a predicted model, not a curated record. Lineage: Eukaryota; Metazoa; Chordata; Actinopteri; Mugiliformes; Mugilidae. Gene Ontology annotation, molecular function: RNA polymerase II cis-regulatory region sequence-specific DNA binding; DNA-binding transcription factor activity, RNA polymerase II-specific. Bases 1108 to 2928 code for a protein of 606 amino acids. The transcript has 10 exons.